UCAGUAUUCACGUGCGAUAUCAAGCAGAACACAUUUUAACCGCGCGCUCAAGGCCAUGUAUUGACACGCACCCACUUUUGAAGGUUAUCAGUUUGUUCUUGAAUAGUCUUUAUCCAGGAGGAAAAAGAGGUACAAAUCAUCUUUAUGUCGUUAUUUUAUAGUGAGUGAUCAUGGAACAGCUGAGCAAUAACUUAUGACAAGUAAAUAAUAACGAGGAUAAAGAGUCAGGAAACGCUCAGCAAGAACAAUGAUCUGAACAGCGCGACUGCAUCUGAUUGGAUAAAACCACGAGAAUAUGUUCAAAAACUCCUGCAGAUAUCCGCAGUAGAGUUCGUGCCUCAGUAUGUGGGUAGCGUUUGGGUUUGUCCUCGUCUCAUAUGUAGCAGGCUACACAGAGGCAAGUGAGUACAGUAUACAUGAUGCAAAGACCCUCUGGUCAGCAGCUGCCGAGAACUGCAAGCGGAAUGCUUCACUAUUGGCUGUGCUUGAUUCUCAGUACAAACUCGACCAGCUGGCUAAUCGUCUUCCGUCUCAAGGAAACAAUAAUAGAAAUAGGUAUUGGAUCGGACUUGUUUACAAUGGAUCGACGGGACAAUUAUUUUGGAGUUCUGGUGUUGUUGCUGACAAAGUGUUAAUAACCAACUCUAGCUGCAGAAGACACCCGACAGCGCUUAAACAAAAGGACUUGUGUUACUUGGUGAAGAAGGGUCACUCUAUUUGCUUUGAAAAGCAAGAAUGCAACAAGAACCAUCGGUAUGGUUACAUUUGCCAACCAGUUACCAACAGAGUAUCGCCCACCACCUCAAGUAGUCCAGCACCAACAGUCCAAGGAACCACUUCAAGGCAUAAUACAGCACCGAAAUUUAAUGUCUCUGUAGGCCUUAAAAAUCCGGUGAGUAGUAUAAGCACGUUUAAUCAAAAAUCGUUCAAGAGAUAUCUCUUACUUACACUGCCUCAGUCUGACGGAGGCCUAACGCAUGCAAAUUUUUAUUUUCAACAGCUGUCGAAUUUUUCUUCCGUCAUGAGUUCCCUCAAUCCAAAAGAUCCAUUUUCUUUAAAGCUUGCGACAAAUGCAUUUAGAGGCUUUGCCGAGUCCUUAAAGUCAAACCGCGAUAAAAGAGGGAGGAAAGUUAAUUUGAUUUAUUCCACUCAACUUAUUGAAGAGUUUGCAUUCAGAUACGCGUCCUUCAACUUGAAUUCAACCAGGAAUGAAGAGAGGACCGAAAACGAACACAUAGUCUUACAAGUAUCCUUAGUACCAAAGGGUUAUCGUCAAAAUUUCACAUUUACAGGAGCGAAGGGCCUGGACGAAGAAACAAGAAUUACUCUUCCUUCUUUUUUAUUUCAAACCAAGGAGACUAUUGCGGUUAAUGUGUUAUACAGAGAUCUCCAUGAAUUUCUCGACAACUUGGGCUCCAGGGAAGGUAAAAUUCACUCCAUGAUCCUAGGAAGUGACGUUGGACCAUCUAAACAGAAAAUGUUCACAGAAAACGUCACAAUCGUUUUCCACACUUUGGAGGAAAAGGGAAAGUACAAGAAAUCAAGGCUAGAUUGUGUAUUCUGGCAGUGGAAUAAUUCCCUUCCAGCUAAUGGAAGUUGGUCAGGCGAUGGUUGUUCACUGGUGAAAUCAAAUACGACCCACGUGGUUUGCACGUGUAACCAUUUGACGAAUUUCGCUAUUUUAAUAAACAUCGAGAAACAAGAGUUUCCAGAGGAACACAAGAAAGCCCUCUCCUAUAUGACGUACGUAGGGGUCGGCAUUUCAUUGCUCGGCGAGACGGUUACUUUUAUAGCAUAUUUCUUACUUCUAUGUUGCAGUCAUGACCAACAAAGUCACGUGCAUAUAAACUUGGUUGCCACCUUAGCUGUUGCUCAGAGUAUAUUUUUGGCGGGAAUCAACGCCACUCAUGAUCAGGUACUAUGUAUAACUGUUGCUGCUCUGAUUCAUUACUUCUAUUUGUCAUCCUUCUGUUGGAUGCUAAUAGAAGGUGUUAUGCUGUAUCUACUGAUCAUAGAAGUCUACAAUACUGAGCUCAGAUUACGUCUCUGUUAUCUGUUUUCUCUGGGCUUUCCAAGUCUUGUUGUUGGAGGAACCCUGAUAUUUGCUUCUUUAAACGAGCCGGGUAUAGACCAGUACAUAAACAAAAAUUGGUGCUGGCUUUCAACAGAGAAUUAUUAUAUAUGGUCGUUCGCUGGACCAGUAGUAGUUAUAAGUUUUGUGAAUAUGGUUGUGUUUUGCAUUGUUGUAAAAGAAAUGGUGAACAUGACGAGCAUGCAGUCAAAUAAAUUAAGCCGAGUCAAGACAACCGUAAAGGCUUGCAUUGUGUUGUUUCCUCUGUUGGGGGUCACGUGGCUCUUUGGGUUAUUGAGUAUGAUAAAUUCCAGUGUCACGUCACAGUACAUCUUCACUUUACUGAACUCUCUUCAGGGAUUGAUGAUUUUCAUUUUUCACUGUGCGAGAAAUACUGAGGUUAAACUUGUAUGGAGCAACAAGUUACAAAGGAUGAAGAAACGAGCUUGUCACUUUUUUAGAAUCCAAGGCCCUUCCCAAACCAACGUAAGCGGAGAAAACAUUUCAGACAAAAAUAAACCUUCUGAAGUAGAACUUAGUAGAAGGAAAAGCAAGAUCGCUCCUGCUGAUGGAUAGGACAAACAAUCACGAGCGAUCACGUUCACGCAAACAUAUCAUCACGUCCGAGGUGAAACUUCCAGGAAGGAACGACAAAAAUUACUUUAAUUAAUCGAUACGAGGAGGUAUCGUAAUCACAACCAAGUUUCUUCAUGACAGCAGUGACUUUGAUUUUGAACGAGCGUGCUGGAGACGAAUUUUUUUUGUUCACCUAAGAUAAACCACAUCAAGACAUUUAAUGCAAAGCAAAUACUUCAUGAUAGGAACAAUUUUAUCUUGGAAAAUGAUGAAGUCUUGGACAAAACUGACUAAUCGCCAUAAUCAUCUGUCUAAUCAACUCUCAGGUCACGUACGUCGAUAAUUUACAUAUUGUAAGCUAAGGCAAAAUGUAUUACCUUGAAAAGGAAUCUUUUUUUUUGGAAUAUAGAUAUGUAGUAUAAGUUAUAAAUCAUAACAUUUUAAUUUUCCGAGAAAUUUUCGUUUAUGGAGAACAAAAUCGAGGGAAAAUAGUAAAUUAGUAAAAGGAAGUGAUUCUGUAAGCUAAUCGCCUGGGUAUUGAUAUUGAGAGUUCAAUCAAUUAUUUGAAAAUUUAUUCACAAAUAGCCUAAGUAAUAAUGAUUAGUUGGAAUCAAUUCUCGGAUAUUUUUUCACAUAGGAAGUCUCAAGUCUCUCUGAAAAAACAAAGAAUAUUACCUAGUUUAAAACAUGUCGAUCUAAUUGAUAAAUACAAGAACUAGUUCACAUAUUGUGCAAAUUCCCCUCAUCGAAGUGAAAAACUCGAAAAUCCUGAAGAUCCCCUUCUCCACCAAAAUUAGAAAGGUUAAUUCACCAAUCAAGCCAAGUGUCUCAUUUGUCGUAAACUCAACCCGGUAUCAAGGGCAUGGUGCGCCAAGCAGAGCUUGUCCCCAGACCUCUCGAUCAAACGUUUAGCCCGACUUCAGUUUUUCCUACAUCUCGUUAUCUCGUCACUAUUACAAAAUGUGGUCCAUCACAACGGUCAUUACCGAUGAAACUUAACUUCAGAAUGAAAUAUUUUCCAGUACUUAAACUUUAAACAUUACUGCGCUUUACUGGGAAGAUCACUCUCAUAUUCAGAGUUGCAAAUGUUAUGAAGCUCUCCAGAUGAUCAAAAUGUCUAUCUAUCUGUACUAAUCCAGACCGACAACUGACAAGGUGUUUGUUGAUAUAAAUGGGGAGUUGGUCCACACCAAGCGGAGAAUCGUGACUUCUGUCAUUUGCUACCUUGGAAACCAAAGUCAAGCAAAAAUUUAUUUGAAAACAGACUUAUAUACUUUUUAUUUAUGAUUCAAGAAGAAUUUAAUUAUAUUACUUUGCGGUCAAUGAAAUUUGUUAUUUUACUAGAUGAAACUUAUUAAGGAUUUAAAACUGAUUCAUUCUUAGAAAAAAACCGACGCUGUUUGAAACUCUUUAAAGCUAAUGAUCACUAUAUCAAUUAUCGUCUUUGUUGUUGGCGCUCUCUUAAAUCAGCGUGAAAAGAAGACAUUUUUCGUUAUCCUGCUGUUUCAUGCUAUUGAUGCCUAAGAAUUUUAUCCGAAAUUGACUUUUGUUCCUUCACUUACAUUUUUUUUCUAUUUGUGUUUCAAACAUUGAAAACGCAAUUCACGGCCACAUUCAUCGAGCAAACGAAAAGAUAGUAUUACCAAUGAAUAAAUUUUCGCUACCAUCAAAACUCUUUAAUUAAAAUUGUUUUCGUCGAACCAAAUUCAAUGAAGUUUGUACUUGGCUGAAAUAAAAUUUUCUGUGUCUGUUGACUAAGUAAGAAAAUUAUUAUUCGAGUGAUAUGGUCUCUCCAACAAACCGUAUAUACUAUAUAUUAUUAUUUUAACAGUAGCAGUUGCAAUUUAAAAGUAAUGCUGAAUUAGUUAUAUUUUUGUGGGAAACAAUAUAUUGACAUCCGGUUCUGAUAAGUGUCCAAAUGGGAGCAAAAAGUAAACUUCCUUCCAAUGA
This is a messenger RNA of Pocillopora damicornis (cauliflower coral), 4597 nucleotides long. RefSeq names its product adhesion G protein-coupled receptor D1. Gene Ontology annotation, biological process: cell surface receptor signaling pathway; G protein-coupled receptor signaling pathway. Gene Ontology annotation, cellular component: plasma membrane. Gene Ontology annotation, molecular function: G protein-coupled receptor activity. NCBI's taxonomy places the organism in Eukaryota, Metazoa, Cnidaria, Anthozoa, Scleractinia, Pocilloporidae. The record is from RefSeq and is a predicted model, not a curated record.